This is a messenger RNA of Solanum lycopersicum (tomato), 2810 nucleotides long. RefSeq names its product probable WRKY transcription factor 40. The record is from RefSeq and is a predicted model, not a curated record. Lineage: Eukaryota; Viridiplantae; Streptophyta; Magnoliopsida; Solanales; Solanaceae. Gene Ontology annotation, biological process: regulation of DNA-templated transcription. Gene Ontology annotation, molecular function: sequence-specific DNA binding; DNA-binding transcription factor activity.
UUUGGUUGUGCUCAAGUAUGCGUUUAAACUUGUAUGUAAUUGAACAAGUAGACACAUGAAUAUUAUACGUAGAACAUCAGGUAGGAUGCAAAUUGUCACAUAAGGUGUAGCGUAGGAAAUGUGUGUACUCUUCCUGUUUUACUUUACACAAAUUUAAGUGUCUGCUAAUACACAUAUAAAAAUCAAAGAAUAAUUAAAUAACGUAUUUACCUUAGCACGCUCUUAAUUACCAACCUAAAUGGCUGGCUAAUAUAAUAACAACGGAGCAAGUAUUUUUUUCUUUUGGCUUUUAAUUUGUACACACACAUGUUUUCUUAGGGCUGGCUUGACUUUGACUAAAAGGGGAAAUAAAUUCAACAUAUGAACAAGAAAAUAAAUUAGUACUAAGAUAUUUCUUGAUGAAGUUUACAUUCAUCAACUAUAAAUUUUAAUAAAUAUAAGCUGUGAUCCUCCAUCUCAGCCUCUUAAAUUUGCAUUCUAAGUACUAUAAUUAUUCCAUUCUCUUCAUUUAUUCAAAUUUAAUUAAAUUUUUGCUUCUUCUUUUUCCAAUUAAUUAGUUUACUUUACUUUACUUAAUUGAUACAUUUGAUUUGAAGAAACAAUUAAGGCUAUAUAUAUGGAAUUCACUUUGCUUGAUACUUGCUUGGAUUUAAGUUUGAAUUCUACAACAUCUCUUGAUGAACUACCAAUUAAACAUCAAGAAGUGAUUGGAUUGGGAGGAGACAUGCCAUCAAAUGAUGAGGCUGCAAGUGAUCAUUUUGCAAAGGAAGUAAAGAGAUUGAGUGGUGAAAACAAGAAGCUACGAGAAAUGCUGAGUGUAAUGUAUGACAACUAUAAUACUUUGAGAAAACAAUACAUGAACAAUUGUAGUACUAGUGGAACUUCAAGAAAACGAAAAGCUGAAAAAAUCACCUCUAGAGUAAAUUCGGAGCUAAGUGAUGAAGACUCUUCGUGCAACAAAUCAAGAGUACUAGUACAGCAUCACCGCAUUCAAAGAUCUGACCAUACAACUCUCCUAGUGAAGGAUGGAUAUGAGUGGCGUAAAUACGGUCAAAAAGUAACAAGAAACAACCCGUAUCCUAGAGCGUACUUCAAGUGUUCAUUUGCUCCUACUUGCCCCGUUAAGAAAAAGGUGCAAAGAAGCAUUGAUGAUAUGUCUAUUAUAAUAGCAACAUAUGAAGGAGAACAUAACCAUUCAAAAGUAGUACUAGAGGCUGGUGAGGGCUCUAGUGCUACUACAAUUGGGCAUAGUCACAAGCAGCCAGAGUUUAACAAGUUGUUGAUAGACCAAAUGGCGUCAUCCUUAACCAGAGACCCCAAAUUUAAAGCUGCCCUUGCUGCUGCCCUUCACGAAAAAAACUACCCUUACACAUAAAUAGAGGGUUGUUAUACAUUGGCUACACGCAAUUAUUCAAUAUUAAGAAGGGCUCACUCGAGAGAAGACAAUGUAACCAACUAUUCAUACAAUAUUACAGUGGACUUAAAGUCUCACAUUGCUUGAGGAAUGAACUAAUGGUCUACUUAUAUGAACUUGAAUAACUUUCCUUCAUGAGCUAGCUUUUGGGUGAAGUUAGACCCACGUGUCAUAUCCAAUAAAAACAGGGAGUAUGUGUGGACUAGGAGGCUCAAGUGUGAAUGGGAAUUAUUAGAAUUGACUUAUUUUCAAAGUGCAGCCAAAUUUUGAAUUCCCUUUUUCUAUGCUAUGAAAUGCAAGUUCAUGAUGUGACAACAUUUCUUAAUAUACAUAGCCUUCAUUUCUGCUUUCUUUGAAGUAUUAGAAUCCUUUCUUUUUAGUAUUAGAAUCAUUAAGUGUCAAUGGUAUCCUUCUAUUAUUACAACUUAAUUUGUAUGUGAGUGCCUUUGAAGUUUUAAUUCUUGUCCCAAAUUGAUGUUCCUUCAUACUAUUUUCAAGUAAAGAUGUAAAUAUACACAUGUUCUAUAUUGAUUUUUAUUAUUAUUAGGCUUAAGUCAUGUGUGGCCCCUUAAAGUUGUUCGUAUAAUUCAUUUAGACAUUUUAACAAACAUUGUUUUCUAUUAGACACUCUAACCUUAACAAAUACAUACCUAUUGAACAUUUUUCUGACACUCAAUCAAAAGAGAAAGUGCGUGUAAUACACAUGCACAUGAUGUGACAAAAUAGCAAAUCAAAUAAAAACACGUGGCAUUUUAAUUUAAAAUAAUUAUCAAAAUAAAUUUUAAAUAUUAAUAAGUCAAAAUCUUUAAGAAAAGACUUUAAAUUUUUCUUUAAAAAAAAUAUAAAAAAAGAAAGAAAUUAUACAACCCCCCUUCACCCACCCCGCAGUCCACCCCAUACAAAUCUUUCCCUUUCUUUUCUUUCUAUAACAGCUCCACCUUCCACCUUCCACCAUUGUUAAUUCUCCAUUUAGAACAAAUAGAUAUUUAACAUAUAUUAGGUAUAAACUUAUCAUUUUAAUAUCUUUUAUGUCUUCUUGCUCAUUUUCAUUUGAAUUGAUGGUGUUUUAUUAAAAGAUUCUCAUUCUUCCUUUGUUUAUUUUGAUAUUUUCAAAUUUGUAUUUUUUUUUGUUUUUAUGUUUCUACUUAGAUUUGGGAGGAAGAAGGGGCGUAGAUCAAGGUGGUUUGUGGCGGGAGAGGUGAAGAGGGAGAGAGAAGAUAUUUUAUUAAUGAUCUUCAUUUUUUCCGGCAAAGAAGUUGUAGAUGAUUUCCAUUUUUUUUUAUAAAUAAGGCAUCUUCAUUUUUUUGAUAAAAGAUUGUGAAUGGCAAUCUCCAUUCGGAAGUUGACAAUUAUUAGAAUAUUAAAAAAAGAAAAAGAAAACAUGAAAUUUGUAAAA